Adineta steineri is the source of this 1572-nucleotide messenger RNA. NCBI's taxonomy places the organism in Eukaryota, Metazoa, Rotifera, Eurotatoria, Adinetida, Adinetidae. The record is from the annotation of a GenBank genome assembly.
AUGCCAUUCAUAUCUAGUCAAUACAUACAUCGACGAUCAAAUUAUAUAAUAAAAUAUUUCAAGGUAAUAGUUUUUCUUAUUUUACUUUUUACUGUUUAUUUACGAUGGUCAUUAUUAUCAUCAAAUAAUGAGACAAAAUUAAUCGAACAUGUAAAUGACAAUAUAUAUUUACCAAGAGCAAAUGUUCAAUCAAUAAAACAUGGUCGAUUAGAUUUAGCAAAGUAUAUUCAUCUUGAUUUAAAAGGUGCACCACCAAAAGCAGAAAAUUUUUAUGAAUUAUUUUUUAAUUUUCUUGAAAAAUUACAAAUGGGUAUUAAAGGUGUUGUAAUUGAAUAUGAAGAUACACUUCCAUUAGAAGGUAACCUUGCUAAUAAUCUGCAAAAAAAACAUCAACUUGAAAUUAUUCCACUUAUUCAAACAUUUGGUCAUUUAGAAUGGAUACUUAAAUUACGUGAAUAUGAAUCAUAUCGUGAUGAUCCAGAUCUUCCAAUGGUUAUUUCACCAUGUUUUAAUUUAACUUAUGUUUUAUUCGAAGAUCUUUUACAACAAACAUUGAAUAUGCAUCCAAAUAGUAAUAUAAUUCAUAUUGGUUGUGAUGAAGUUACGUUAAAAAAUCUUCAUCCUCAUUGUCAAGCAAAACAAAUGAGUGUUUCUGAAACAUAUAUUGAACAUAUACGACGUAUUGUUGAUAUUGUGCGUAAAAUUCGACCUGGAAUUCGAAUACUUAUUUGGGAUGAUAUUCUUCGAGGUAGUUCAUUUAUUCAUAAUGAAAAAUUGCUUCGACAACUUGAAGGUCUUAUUGAACCUGUAUCAUGGAAUUAUUAUACAACAUUUGAUGAUAAUUAUAAAUCUUUAUCUGGUUGGAAUAUUUAUCCGAAAUUUUUUAAAAAUAUUUGGGCUGCAAGUGCAUUUAAAGGUGGUCUUCAUCGUUUUUCAAUGAUAACAAAUUCAACACAUCAUGUAUUAAACAAUCGCGAAUGGCUUCAUUUUAUAGAAUCAUCAACUUUUCAACAUAAUCCAAUUUCAGCAAUUAUACUUACUGGUUGGUCACGAUUUGAUCACUUCAUGCCAAUAUGUGAUAUAUUACCUACAUCUUAUGCAUCACUUCUAUAUAGUUUACAUGUAUUAAAUACAGAUGAAUAUCUUGUUGAUGAUUCUAAUCGUGAUUGUGAUAUCUUAUUAAAAUCAAUUAAUAAAGAAUCAACAUUAUGUGAUACAUUACCAGGUCGUUCAAUUUGGUCAAGUAUAUUCUCUUUAAAAUUUCAUUUAUUAAAAAUUCAAAAUCGUUUGAAACUUUUAAAUACUAUUGCACCGGAAUAUAAUCGAAAAUAUUUAUUUGUACGUCGUUAUGAUCUUAAAUCACGUUUGUCUGAAUUACAAUUUUUAUUAAAAAAAUUAUUACAAAAUAAACAAAAAUUAAAUCAACAUUUCAGUAAUCUGUAUUCAAAAGAUGUUAUUGAUGAAUGGAUUGAUCUUUAUUUAACGCCAGUGGAAAAUCAAAUCAAUAGAACAUUCAUUGAAUAUGCACCUGUAUAUCAUAAAACAAUUUGGGAACGACGACCACUUACCUAA